This is a messenger RNA of Chelonus insularis, 2284 nucleotides long. It is a transcript of the gene cort, whose product is annotated as cortex. The transcript is spliced from 8 exons. Lineage: Eukaryota; Metazoa; Arthropoda; Insecta; Hymenoptera; Braconidae. Gene Ontology annotation, molecular function: anaphase-promoting complex binding; protein binding; ubiquitin ligase activator activity. Gene Ontology annotation, biological process: positive regulation of anaphase-promoting complex-dependent catabolic process; positive regulation of ubiquitin protein ligase activity; anaphase-promoting complex-dependent catabolic process. The record is from RefSeq and is a predicted model, not a curated record. The coding region runs from base 168 to 1724 and encodes 518 amino acids. Gene Ontology annotation, cellular component: anaphase-promoting complex.
UUGAAACUGUCGGCUCGUUAAUUUUAAUGUCUCUAAGUGGAUAAUUAUUAUAGAAUAUAAAUAAUUUAUUUAUUAUUUCGAAGAUGUUUUAACUGAUAUUACAUUAUUUAUUUUAAAUAUGUCGAGUGGUGUUAGAAAACAACAACUACCUGCACGCGAUUUUCAUCAUGGAUCCUUUUGAUACUUCUUUGCUUGAAAACCCAGCAGAGUCAUUUCUGGCAUAUGGUAUGGAGAAAUAUACAACAUUGAAUCAUAUCAAACCAUAUCAACUAUCAUCUUACGCAUUAGAUCAACAAAGAAACCUAGCAGAGAUUUCCAGAUUAGCACCGGUAUCAAUUUUCAAUGGUAAUCAAUCAGGAGAUCGCCUAAUUCCUUCCAGAUUUAACCAGAAUCUAGAAAUAGCACGAUUUAAUCUCAUAAGUGAUAUAAAACCGCAUGAUCUAAAGUUGGAGCCAUAUCUCAGUGUUCUUUCUCAGAUAAGAAUGUUGAAUAGAGCUUGGAAAACGCGUCUCAUGAUCCAAGCUCUCGACAAGUUGGACAUUGCCAAAGGAAUUACUAAUCAUCGAGUGUUAAAUUUUAAUAGUAAACCUAUUUUUACACUUGGCAAAACAAAUGAUCCUGAUUUUGUUGAUGAUACUUGGAAAGUUAGACCAAGAAAAAAACCACUCAUGGACCACUGGAUCAAGUUGGUUGAUAUUGAUGAAUCUCGUUCAAGGCAAGGAAUGAUUGAUUGGAGUUCAACGAACUUGAUAGCAGCAGUUAUUCAGCGUGAUCUUGUAAUAUCAACAUACGCACAUUUAGGAGGUAAUCCUUUAAUAAAGAUACCAAUUUGUAACUUUAUUUCACCACCAUUAAUAAAAAUCAGCUGCAUUAAAUGGAAUCACGCUGGUGAUAGAAUUGCUAUUUCUGCCAAACCACAUGUGCUUUUUUGUUGGGAUCCCAAAUUCACAAAACCUUUAUGGAUUAAAAAUUGUUUCUGUACAACAACUUGUACUAUUCGAUGCAUAGAAUGGAGUAAUACAGAUGUUGAAAUAGUCACAGGCUGUACACAGGGAUACGUAUGUGUGUUUCGUGAUUUUAAACGCACGGCAGGAUCACGUGUGAAGAGCUAUAUUAAACUGCAUCAUGAAACCAUUCUAAACCUUAUGAUUUCUCCGGAUGAUCAUUUUAUAGCUACCACUGGAUUGGAUAGAUGUGUUCGAAUAACAUUGUUUCCUGAUAUGAUACCUUAUCUUGAGAUUGGAUAUUAUGAUCCAGCAGAGUCCUUGGCUUGGCAUCCAUGGCAAAAAGGAAUGCUCUGUAUAGGUGGUGGUAUUGGUGAUGGCUCAAUAUCCCUCUGGGACGUCCCAAAACAGAAGUCGCUGGGCUACAGACGAGUAGACUUUGUUAGUCACGUAAAACGUGUAGUUUGGAAUAAGCUCAGUGGAGAACUGGUUGUCGCAUGGUAUUACUGGCAGGACAAUGUUCGUUAUUUUACAAUUCCUGUUCUAGCUAGUUGGGACCGAAUUGUUGAUGCUGUACCACUUGAUAAUAGUCAUCCUAUUGAACGACGUAUUGGUAAUGUUCUUUGGAAUCCAGAUCAUACUGUUUUAGCCAUCCAGAUUUCAAAUUAUCUUUAUUUUUGGAAUUUCUUUGGACACAAUGCGUCAUCCUGGAAAAAUAGGAACAAGAAUAAAGGUUCUGUUAAUCAGAGAAGUGUAUUCGAUCUUUGUUGUAUCCGAUGAAAUUUGUUUGGCAUGGCUUUAUGAGUUCUCAUUUCUCGGUUGAGAGAACAACGUCACGAUAUGAGCAAUAACAACUGAAUCGAGUAUGUAAUUUAAGAUGGUGCAGGUGCAACGUUAGUCUCGCUAGAUAAUCAUUCCUUGUGAUAGAGCCAACACUAUCCGUUGUCUUGGCAAGGAGCAGGAGAAAUGCAAGGAGGAGCAUUCUAACGACCAAUUGCCACGAGUUCGCUUCAUUCUCAAGUUAUACAGAAGAGCUAUAUGAAUAUGAUGUCGGUGUAAUAAAGUUAGCUGAAGAACUACUGCAUGUAAUCCAAUACCUCACUCUACUUCUCAUCAACUACAUCAUUACGUAAAACAAACUACCGGAAUUAAAACAUGACUUUUUAUUCUUCCUUAAAGGUCUUCUUUUCUUGUUUACUAUAAGAAAUCCCUGUUUUCUCUGCACAUUUAACACUAAUUGGUAGAAUGCUACAUUCAUGAAUUUCUGAUUCUCAUAAAGUUCCUUUUAAUUGUUGACUUGACAAUUUUAACUGACUUGUUAUUUCUGUACUGAUAUAAAA